Messenger RNA from Penicillium vulpinum, 831 nucleotides. RefSeq lists its product as uncharacterized. The coding region runs from base 1 to 831 and encodes 276 amino acids. NCBI's taxonomy places the organism in Eukaryota, Fungi, Ascomycota, Eurotiomycetes, Eurotiales, Aspergillaceae. The record is from RefSeq and is a predicted model, not a curated record. The transcript is spliced from 2 exons.
AUGCUUGGUAGAAUUUCCUCUAUCUCCAUUCUCCUCGCUCUUGCGCCAUUGCACGCGCUGGCUAAAACCUGCUUUGCCCCGGAUGGAUCCAUCGCCGACCACACUUACCAGCCAUGUAUUGCAAUCGUCGGGGUGGAUUCCAUGUGCUGUUCGCUUAACUCAACCCACCCUGACACAUGUCAGCCGAACGGUCUAUGUUUGAGCAAUGAAGAUAGCACAUUCGGUGCGAACUAUUGGCGAAAUUUCUGUACCGACGAGACAUGGGAUAGUCCCAAUUGCUUGAGCAAGACACUCUGCGAUAAGAGCGCUGGAGGAUCCUCAAGCUGGACUGCCCGACUCGUCGCAUGCAGCAGCGGCGCAUUCUGCUGUGGUACAGAUAAAAGCUGCUGUUUAGAAGGCACAACAUUCACGCUCGCGGAUACACUAGUCAACAUUGGAAUUAACACCACUGCGGCUGAUACCGCAAACACAACUGCAAUCGCUACUACGACUACGACUGCGACUGCGACUGCAACUGCAACCGCCACUGUGACUGUGAUAUCAAAAGUCUCAGGAUCCUCCAAUGACCACGGACCAUCAAAUGUGGUCAUUGGGGUCGGGGUCGGGGCUCCGUUGGCAGUUCUUGCUUUUAUAAUGCUUGGAGUAGGCUUCUUUUGGGGGAGGAGAAAAACGCAGGCAAAAUACAAUGUGUCAGGUGGUAAAAAUGGGUAUUUAAAUGCGGAAGAGUAUAUGGGAUCAAGAAUGAAGUACGGAGACUCAAAGCCGCUCUGUGAGGUUUCAGGUCAGCAAUCGCCUCGUGAGUUGCCUGGGAGCAAAGGGCCGUUUCGAUAG